Molecule: messenger RNA, 2128 nt
Organism: Harmonia axyridis
Lineage: Eukaryota; Metazoa; Arthropoda; Insecta; Coleoptera; Coccinellidae
Product: PX domain-containing protein kinase-like protein
Exons: 8
Coding region: 258-1982 (574 amino acids)
Biological process (GO): endosome to lysosome transport; protein targeting to lysosome; protein phosphorylation
Cellular component (GO): early endosome; late endosome; extrinsic component of endosome membrane
Molecular function (GO): phosphatidylinositol binding; protein kinase activity; actin binding
Source: RefSeq, a predicted model, not a curated record
UCACUUCUGUCAGUGUCAACUAUUACGCAAAGUUUUCUGAUAAAUUCCCCGAAAAUAAAUAAUAAUAGACAGUGUAGUUCGACAGUAAAUUAUUUAAUUGUUAAUUUGUACUGAUUCAUCACAUUCAUAAAAUGAAAGAGGUAUGACGUGGUCGAGUGGUUGAGUUUCGGACAUUUGAUGCCUACAUCCUGAAACAGCGUAAUGUUUAUGUAUCUAAUGGAUUUAAAACAUUGUUCCAAGCAAAUGUUUGCACAUCAAUGGCUAUUUUCGAGAAAGAAACUUCUAAUAAAAUAUUGUUAGAUGAUACAGAACCUUUAUCAUGUAUUAUUGAAAACUGGAAAAGCGUUAACGGACAUACUGAGUUCAUCAUAAAAGUACAUAGGGGACCAUUUUCCGACGAAACUUGGAGGAUAUCUAAACGAUAUAAUGAUUUCCAUAAGCUUCAUACCUAUUUACAAUCAUCGGGGUUGCAAUUAUCAUUUCCACCAAAGAAACUCAUCGGCAACUUUGACCCUGAUUUCAUUAAUGAAAGACUGAAAGGUUUGCAGAAAUAUCUGAACUUGAUCCUUAUGAAUCCAAUACUAGUGUCUUCACUUCCUGCUAGAUCUUUUAUAGAUCCUGCUAACUAUUGUCAACCAUUUAGUGAAAUUGCACUGCAGCAUAUAUCUUUAGCACUUAGAGGUGAAGUAGGUUGGGAAGUAGUGUCCCCCUUGGCAGAAAUAGGAUGGAGAAUCAGAAAACAUUACUACCAUCUUAAAAACAAGAAUGUUGCCAAUACAGAAUUUUGGGGGAGUUGGACAGAUUUUGGACCUGAUAAGUAUUUGGACGAUAAAGACAUGCAUAGUUUCUUCAAAAGUCUAUCUCAAAUUCAGCACCCAUUCAUUCAUCCCGUAGAGAUGUGUUUGUGCAAUGAUGUUGGGGGUUUGGUAGUCAGACUUUUUCGAAAAGAUGGUACUUUAAGAGAUCUUUUAUGUAACUCAAAACCAAAACAGUCUUUUUUGAAGAAGUAUGGGAAUCCUAAAGGGCACAAACCAUUAGGAGCUAGCCAAAUAGCUUUGUAUGGUAGACAAAUACUUGAAGGAUUAAAAUUUUUACAUGAUAAAGGAAUACCUUAUGGUCAUUUACAUACAGGAAAUUUAAUAGUGGAAAAUGAUAGGGUAAGAUUGCUGGACAUAGAAAAUGGAGUACUCGGAGUUCCAUCAUUUUAUAGACCUUAUUUUAUGCAACAUAGAAAAAUAAGUAGCUUGGAAGCUAUUGACGUUUAUUGUUUCGGACAUACAUUAUACGAAAUGACUUUUGGUGCACCUUUACAUGAGAGUGUAGUGGAAAACUUUCCAGACUGCAGUCUACCAAUAAAAUCAGUAUUAGAAUCAAUUUUAUCAUUUGACGCAUGUAAAUCAGGAUUGCCAUCUAUAGAUGAUUUGCUUAAUCAACCGUUUUUCUCUACGGUGACUACAAAUGUUGCACAUACUGAGAAGAUAUCUCUCAAAUUGUCAAGUUCGAACAAAGAAAAGUUGAAACUUGUUCAAUGUCAAAUAGAAAAUCGAUUAAAAGAUGAACAAAAGAUGGUCAGAAGUCAGAAACGUCUAGUCAAAGUGCAAGAAAUGAUGAGUUCUGAAGAAGAGAAAAAGAAACAGAGACAUAAACAUAGACACGACCAGAAGUUAUUAGCAAAAGAACAGCAGAAAAAGCAAGAAAAAUUGAGGCAGCAGUCUAUUGAGGCGGAAAAGGCAGAUAGUGUUAACAGUAGUACUGCAACUUCAGUAGGUACGGCAACACCUCCUUCAAGAACAAGUUCACAUGUUCCUUCACCGCCACCUCCUCCACCACCGCCACCUAUGAUAUCUAACGGCGACAUUCCCAAAGUUUCAGCCCCCCCUAGAUCUCCCCCAAUAGUAGCUACAGAUGAUAGAUCUGCUUUAUUGGGUGCUAUAUGCAAUUUCAAUAAAUCAUCAUUACGUAAAUCACAAACAAAAAAGUAAUUCGAUAAAAAACAUUUCUACUUAUAUAUUUUAUUAAUUGUGAUAUCUUCCUUCCUAUUAUAUUAUAUAGAUGAUUAUAUGUAAAAACUAUGUGUAUUUUUAUUGUGAAACAAAAAUCAUUGUGUGUAAUAUAUUAUAUAUCAAAA